Pyricularia grisea is the source of this 372-nucleotide messenger RNA. RefSeq lists its product as uncharacterized. Bases 1 to 372 code for a protein of 123 amino acids. The transcript is spliced from 2 exons. The record is from RefSeq and is a predicted model, not a curated record. Lineage: Eukaryota; Fungi; Ascomycota; Sordariomycetes; Magnaporthales; Pyriculariaceae.
AUGGUCCGCGCCGCGUUGGCGGCGACUGUUGAUCCAUUCUCCAUUAUGGAGCUCCAGGGCUUGCCCGCGGUGUACAUCUCAACCGUCUUCCUGAUGGCUUCGUGUAUCGAGAUGAAGGACGCUAGAGGAUAUUCAUCACGACUACACAUCAAAUCAAACCUCGGCCUCAUCCUAUCCGGCACUGUCUCCGCCCACCGCGUCAGCAGGUACAUGGACUUGCCGAUCAACUUGAGCUUGCGUCGGAGGAAAACCUCGAAAUUUCCAGGAGAGGUCCUCUCCUCUCGUGAUUGGGAUCUUAUGCCAGCAUCGUUGAUCUGCGACAGCAGCCUGGCAAAGCUGGUCAAGAUGCGAAACGACCAUCCUCCCUCUUGA